AUGGCGGCGGCAGAAGAAGUUUGUUCACAUUUACCAGAGGAAUUAUUGGAGUGCAUCUUCAAAUCCCUCAACAGCCACCGCCGCACUUUCAAGUCACUCUCAGUCGUCUCCAAACAAUUUCUCUCCAUCACUAACCGUCUCCGAUUCUCCGUCAGAAUCACCGACGAAACCAUCCCUCACCUUCCUCGCCUCUUCCACCGCUUCCCUAACCUCACCUCCCUCAUCCUCACUAUCCAAUGCAUAACCGUAAACGAAGUCGACGCUCUUCUAACCCUAAUCUCCACUUUCCCUUUAGACAUCAAAUCGCUCCGUCUGUGCCCCAAACUCACAAACUGGUACAUUCCCAUUCCUGCAAAUGGAUUGAUAGCUUUCUCCAAAACUAUGAAAAAUUUGGAAUCUCUCACUUUUUACGGAAUGAGUCAUUUCUACAAGAAGGAUCUAUUCUUGAUCGCUGAUUGUUUUCCUUUACUCCAAGAACUUAAUCUCAUUCAUCCCCGGUGUUCUAAUAAACACGAUUUUUUGGUAGAUGAUAAUGAUCCGUUAUUGGUACUUCCCAAUCUCCGCAGGAUUAACCUAUCUGGUAAUGUCAUCAGGGAACCAUUUGUUGACUUUCUCUUCCACAACUGCAAGCUUCUUCAAGAGAUCAAGAUCAUGGACCGGCGGUUGGAAUUUGGGAUAUAUGGGAAAUACGAUAGAUACUAG
This is a messenger RNA of Vicia villosa (hairy vetch), 702 nucleotides long. RefSeq lists its product as uncharacterized. NCBI's taxonomy places the organism in Eukaryota, Viridiplantae, Streptophyta, Magnoliopsida, Fabales, Fabaceae. The coding region runs from base 1 to 702 and encodes 233 amino acids. The record is from RefSeq and is a predicted model, not a curated record. The transcript has a single exon.